Messenger RNA from Sodiomyces alkalinus F11, 1517 nucleotides. RefSeq lists its product as hypothetical. The transcript is spliced from 2 exons. The record is from RefSeq and is a predicted model, not a curated record. Lineage: Eukaryota; Fungi; Ascomycota; Sordariomycetes; Glomerellales; Plectosphaerellaceae. Bases 222 to 1358 code for a protein of 378 amino acids.
GAACCACGCGCUCUGACGCAACGAUAACGAUAACGAGUUGCACCACCGACUAUUCCCCCUAUUAAUUUUCGCACCUUCAUCUUUUAAUGGCUUGAUUUCUCACUCAAGCUGCGACGUUAACUCCGCCAGUGCUUGAAGCUGGGACGAUCCCGACCGAUAUUCCAAUUUACCACGUUCCUCACAGUCUAUCUGAGCCCCUGAACCCCUGAACCCCUGACGACAUGCCCGCGCCGCGACCUCCUCUUCCCCCCGACCGUCUAGCCGCCUUCACCAAGGCCAUGCAACAAGUCUACAGGUUCCCCAUCCCCGAAGACAACAUCCCGGCCGAGGCACUAGGACACGCAUCAUCUUCCAGCCCCUGGACCCCUCCCCCCGCAUCCGCAGGUCACAAGGGCCGCUACCUCUGGACAGACGCCUUCGGCCUCGUCAACUUCCUGACCCUCCAUCGCCUGACAGGAGCAUCCGACUACUUCAACUACGCCACGACCCUCGCACACACAGUACACGACGUCCUAGGCCGCACGCGCGACGGUUCCGCCCGUCUCCCCGGCGCCUCCGACACGGACCCGCUCGGCGGCGGCCUACGGAUCGGCAAAGAAGACGCCUCCGGCCCAGACGGCGACGGCCAAUACCACCACUACCUGUCCCUGUGGAUGUUCGCCCUGAACCGGCUCGCGGUGGCGUCGCGCCGGGAGCGGCGACACGGCGACGCUUUGAAGUGGAACGGAUAUGCGGUCCGACUCAUGCAAGCGGUGCAUCCGGCCUUUGUCUACGACAGGCAGAAGCCGAGGCCGCGGAUGUACUGGAAGGUGAGUACCGGGUUGGAGCGGCCGCUGGUUACGAGCGAGGGGAAUCUGGAUCCCGUGGAUGGGCUUGUUGUCUGCAAGGUGUUGAGGGACUUUGCGCGCCAAGAUGACCAGGAGAGCGACGUCCUCCGGGAGGAGAUGCGGGAUUAUGAGAGGAUUGUCUCGGUCAAGUGGGAGGGAUAUGGGAGCCGUGACCCGCUGGAUCUGGGCAUGACUCUCUGGACGGCGCACUUGUACGGCGGUCGGGAGACGUGGGCUAGGGGUCUGCUGGAGCGGGCUGAGAGGGAUUUGAAGAAGCUCUUGGCUGCGGGCUACUUUGGUCAGACCAUUCGGACUCGACUUGCCUUUCGCGAGUUUGGGACCGUGCUGGGCAUCCGAUGUGCGUUUGUUCGUGAGCCCGACUGGCAAAGCACGGCCGAUAAGAUCCUCGAAACCUGGGAGAGGGCUGGCGUCGAACCGGGCAUGGAGGAUCUCAGGCCUAUUACACUGGUUAUGUAUGCGGCUGCAAUUGAACCCGGAGCUUUCAGGCGGGGGUGGCUGGAGGAGUCUUGACUUUUGGCAUUUGCUUGACGGGACCACACCACCUGGCCCAUGGUCGCCUCCCGGAGACUGAAUGUUAACAACGUAUUGUUUGGCCUGGCUGGCUAUCCAACAACGGAACCGCGCCAUAUCUCCUCGAGUUUGGGAAUUUCAAAGUUUGAAAGGAUGCUG